Ostreococcus tauri is the source of this 462-nucleotide messenger RNA. RefSeq names its product unnamed product. The coding region runs from base 1 to 462 and encodes 153 amino acids. The record is from RefSeq and is a predicted model, not a curated record. NCBI's taxonomy places the organism in Eukaryota, Viridiplantae, Chlorophyta, Mamiellophyceae, Mamiellales, Bathycoccaceae. The transcript has a single exon.
AUGGCGAGAGCCGAACUCGGGGUCAACAACGCCAAACGCGCGGUCGAGGAUGCUGAAAGGAAGCGGCAAGACAAAAAACGCAAGGAGGAAGACCUCUUGUGUCAAGCGAUUCAAGACGCGCCCACAAUAUUGGCGCGAAUCGAGUCUCUCAACGAUCUGCGCGCGUGUACUCGAGCGCAGCUCAUCACGCUCCAUCGCAGCGUUUUGAGACUUCAUCCAAAGGGUCAGCCGAAAAAAGCUGACCUGGUCGCUGAACUUACGCAGGCAAUAUCAAAAGAGAUUGAAAGUAGGCAUCAGCACGCGGAGCAACGCGAUGAAUUGCCCGGCGUACCGAUGCCAGUAGGCGUGGGGGACUUGCGCAAGAGCCCCAAAACUUGCCGCAAUUUGCACCUGCAAUUUUGCACUUGCAUCUUGCAGAUAAAAUUUCCCCCACCCUUACGAUGCCAGCGCCCGUCAACGUAA